AUGGACUCUCCAAUCGUCUCGCGGUUGUUCAGACAGCUGUUUACUCAUCGGUCCUGCCAGUCUAUACGUUCACAUUCCACCCCGCCGUUUCGAAUACAACAUGCGCGCCGCCAUGCGCAGAUUAGAUGCUUGUCGAGCAGAAGAGGGGAAGGUGCCGAGGACAGUAAUUGGCAGCAAAGAACGGACAUGUGGCCUUCGGAUAUGACGAAUGAGUAUGAGAGUUUUCCUAUGGUUACGUCGGACCAGCUGAGGACGAGGAGAGAACGGCCUCGGAGGGUCAAGAUGCUUACCAGGGACUUUAUUGAAGACUCCCUAUACAAUCCCUCAUAUGGCUAUUUCUCCAAACAAGCUGUUAUCUUCACGCCCGGAGAGCCUUUUGGGUUCAACAACCUACAAGAUGAGCCUGAGUUCUCGAAGCUUUUGGGGGAAAGAUACACGCAAUUCGAAGACAAACUGGACGCAAAACAACCCAAUGAAUCACGGCAGCUUUGGCAUACACCGACCGAGCUUUUCCGACCAUAUUAUGGCGAAGCAAUUGCUCGAUAUCUCAUAGCAAACUACAAGUUGUUACAGUACCCGUACAACGACCUAAUAAUCUACGAAAUGGGAGCCGGAAACGGAACCCUCAUGCUCAACAUCCUGGAUUACAUCCGAGACACCGAGCCCUCAGUAUACGACCGGACGAAGUUCAAAAUUAUCGAAAUCUCUUCCAGCUUGGCGAAGCUGCAACAACAGCAUUUGAUGCAGAGUGUAGAUUCAAAGGGACAUCAUUCGAAAGUAGAGAUUAUCAACAAGUCGAUCUUCGAAUGGGACCAGAUCGUCCCCUCACCGUGCUACUUUCUAGCAAUGGAAGUCUUCGACAACUUCGCCCACGAUUCUAUCCGCUAUGAUCCAGUCACGGAGGAACCGCUCCAGGGUACGGUUCUUAUCGACAAGAAGGGUGAUUUCUACGAGUUCUAUGUACCGCAUAUCGACCCUGUAGCGUCGAGGUUUCUGAGAGUCAGACAUGCUGCUACUGGAGGCAGCUAUUCACAUCCUUUGAGCUCGAGCAAGGUGUGGCGGAAGCUGAAGGCGAGCAUGCCUUUUGCUCCCAACCUGAGUGAGCCGGAAUAUAUUCCUACAAGAUUGAUGCAGUUCUUUGAUGUGCUGGGGAAGUACUUCCCCGGGCAUCGAUUAUUGACGAGUGAUUUUCAUGAUUUGCCGGAUACAAUUAAAGGAAUCAACGCGCCGGUUGUUCAGACCAGGUAUCAGAGGCAGACUGUGCCGGUUACUACGCCUUUUGUACAUCAAGGAUACUUUGAUAUCCUCUUCCCUACGGAUUUCAAUGUAAUGGAGCUUAUGUAUAGAGCGAUUACUGGCAAGCUCACGAGAGUGUUGACCCACGAAGAGUUUUUGAGGAAGUGGGCCUAUGUUGAAGAAACGGAGACGAAGAAUGGAGAGAAUCCGCUCUUGACUUGGUAUAAGAAUGCCAGUGUUCUUACGACGAUAUAG
Messenger RNA from Lachnellula hyalina, 1491 nucleotides. RefSeq names its product Arginine methyltransferase NDUFAF7-like protein, mitochondrial. The coding region runs from base 1 to 1491 and encodes 496 amino acids. The transcript is spliced from 3 exons. The record is from RefSeq and is a predicted model, not a curated record. Lineage: Eukaryota; Fungi; Ascomycota; Leotiomycetes; Helotiales; Lachnaceae. Gene Ontology annotation, cellular component: mitochondrion. Gene Ontology annotation, molecular function: protein-arginine omega-N symmetric methyltransferase activity.